Symbiodinium sp. CCMP2456 is the source of this 1719-nucleotide messenger RNA. Lineage: Eukaryota; Dinophyceae; Suessiales; Symbiodiniaceae. The record is from the annotation of a GenBank genome assembly.
AUGCAGGAUCCUGGGUAUGGCCCAUUCGACCUCGUGACCGUCACCGAUGAAGAGAGGCCCUGGCAAUUUGGCUUCUUCGAUGCCGAGAGAUACUUGUUGUCCUAUGUGACUCAUCUUCGUGAAAUUGGCCUUGGUGAUCGUCUGGUCAUCUACGCUGAUGCAUUCGAUGUUGCAAUGCUUGGUUGCCAGCGCAAUCUCAGCAAGGCCCUGGAUGAGCUCCAGCGCCCAAUGGUGUUCGGAAUCGAGUUCGAUCUUUAUCCUGCCGGCAUGGACGGAUAUCCCCGUCCUGCUGCGGGUAGUCAUGCCAGAGUACGUCAGGCCAAGAUGCUGGACCUGUGCCGCCAGCAAGCUCAGAUGCCCUAUGUGUGGGAGAGCAGGCCGCCCGACGAGCAUGCUCCGUGCCUGGCCAUGUCUGAAACGACAGGCGUAGUGAGCAGCGGCUCGGAACCAAUACACCCGGUCGCCGGAGAGUUUCUGAACGGCGGCUUCUACGGGGGUCGUGCAGCGGCGCUGGAGAUUGCCUUGAGGCGGCUGCUGCACGUGCAGUCACAGCUACAGGAAUUCGCAUCCAACGGAGACCCAUUCCGCCGGGCGGGAAAAAGCCAUCAAUACAUGUGGAACCAGUAUUUGCUGGACCAUCCAGAGCAGGUCGCACUAGACUACGGCGGUGCAUUCGUGGUCAACUUGGCUCGGCGUUCCAUCGUCCCAAGGCAAUUUGGAAUCGACGAACGCACGGGACAGCUCAAGUCUGUUUUAUUCCAGAGGCCUGUUUGCUUCAUCCAUGCAAACUCAGCCGGCGUUGCUGACAGUACCUUCAACCUGCUACGGACGGCGUACUACCUGCAAGCUGAUACAACUGCCUGGACCGGAUAUCAGGUCCCUGGAGAGCUCAAUGCUCUGCAGCUAGCCGGUCUGCAGGCAGACAGGGCACGUCAGGAUCGCAUCGUGGUGGACUCCAAGCUGUGCUUUGGUGCCUUCAGACAUGCACCCAAGUGGCGCGGAAUCUUAUCCUACGUUUAUAUGGUGACGCCGUUCAACGAGAUCACUUUUGCCGGCCUGCAAUUCUUCGUCGCUCGUCCACUAAAGCUUCAGGAGUCACGCUCUCAUGGAGCUGAAAUGAUGUUCGACGUCAUCGCCAAGAUGGCUUUUCCGAUGCGUACCAGGAAAGAAACUGGACGUGCCAAGCCUCCAAACGGCACGCACACCUGGUUUGAAUCGCGAAAUCGCUUCGACGCUGCGGUCUUCGACAUAACAGUGCACAGUGGUGAUUGCUUGGCCUGGCGCUGCGAGCAACGCUGCGAUCUCACUUAUGCAGAGAUCGACGAGGACGCCUUGGACCCGUCAUGGGACCCAUCCUUCUCAGAGUCGCAUGAUCGGAGGUCAGACGGAGUCUGGAUGGGAGAGACUGGACCAACUCGAGAGAUUUUGGUCGGGACGAAGAUCGUGCUGAACACCUGGCUGCCCAGAAGCUAUGCCAUCGGUGCAAGUGCUGAGAUUCAUGAAUUUGGCUUCUACGAGGGCGAACAGCCACCACGGUUCAUGCCACCGGCGACGGCGAAAAGCUUUGAAUGCGAAUACACUCAACUCAUUCAGCAUGCGCUUUGCGGGCUAGGCUGCUGCCUUGACUGCCUCCUGUUGGCUCAGACGGCGAGUCCUUUAAUUCGUUGGGCUCUGCAUGAGCAUGUCUCACCGCCGCAACUGAAGAUCGCAGCAAAGUAA